UAAAUUCUCCUGAGUUCUACUGUGAAUAUCUGAAGCUGGUAUUUAAAGAGUCUGAGCUAGAAUACAAGAGACAAAUUAUACUACAGAAUCCAUACUGGAUGUUUACAUCUAGUGAGAGGGAAGAGAUCUCAUCUGUAGAGGAUGUGGAGGAAUUAAGAGAAUAUGAUAAUGAUGAUUAUGAUGAUUAUGAUUAUUAUGAUGGUUAUGAUCGUGGUUAUGAUUAUCCAGUUAUGGUUGAUACAGAGAGAAUUCUGUCAAGACUGAAACCUAAGAUAACCUCAUUGCAAUCAAACAUUCAAUCUCAUAGCAGUGAACCCAGUGCAUGUGAGGCCAAUACCAAGCCAAAUUAUACCCACUUUUUAUCUCAAACAUCCUCAUUAGGAUCUCACUUCACUGAACUAGUGCCUGCUGUCUCACACCAUUAUUCUAACUCUGCUCCCAUAACUUAUCAAUCAUCCCAGACCCAAGCAGGACUUCACCAUGUUAUAUACCAGGAUUUGCAAGCUGAACAUUCCUUCCAUGUUAUAUACACAAAAAACAAGGCAGGAUUCCUGGAGCAUAUGGUAGACUUGUUUAAAACUCAAGGCAUUGAGUCUGAGCCAAUUUACAGAAAUACUGAAUUUGAGGAACAAUGUAAUAGUCAUCAAAAGUGCUCAAAAUGUGGGGAAAGCAACCAUGUGACUAGUACAUGUUGGUGCCGUAAACCUGUGAGAUGUUUCCGAUGUAAUCAGCUUGGACAUAAAAGGAAAUUAUGCCCAUCAUAAAACUGAAUUAAACAUUCAAGUUGUGAAAAUUGCAAGAUCAACUUAAAUACAAUGUAC
This is a messenger RNA of Owenia fusiformis, 821 nucleotides long. The record is from the annotation of a GenBank genome assembly. Lineage: Eukaryota; Metazoa; Annelida; Polychaeta; Sabellida; Oweniidae.